Molecule: messenger RNA, 20758 nt
Organism: Porites lobata
Lineage: Eukaryota; Metazoa; Cnidaria; Anthozoa; Scleractinia; Poritidae
Source: the annotation of a GenBank genome assembly
AUGGUGUUGGUGGUGGUAUUGGUGAUUGUGGUGAUUGUGGUGGUUUUAGUGGUGAUGACGAUAGUGUUGGUGGUGGCGUUGGUGUUGGUGGUAAUGGUGAUGGUGGUGGCGUUGGUGUUGGUGAUAAUGGUGAUGGUGGUGGCGUUGGUGGUAAUGGUGAGGUGGUGGCGUUGGUGUUGGUGAUAAUGGUGUUGGUGGUGGCGUUGGUGUUGGUGGUAAUGGUGAUGGUGGUGGUGUUGGUGUUGGUGGUAAUGGUGUUGGUGGUGGCGUCAGUGAUGGUAGUGGUUCUGGUGGUGAUAGUGUUGGUGGUGAUGAUGGUGGUGUUAGUGGUGUUGGUGUUUUUGGUGAAGGUAGUAGUGGUAGUGGUAGUGGUGGUGGUGGUGGUGAUGCUAAAGGUGGUGGUGGUUAUCCUGUUAGCAUUUCAAUUAAUAAUAGUUACUGUACGUCUCGUAUCGUAGCUCAAAAGUGUGGUGUGCAAGCAAAAACAGAUUUCAGCCCUUUGGUGAACAAUACACUCACUACUCUUACCUUUAUCUAUUGGAUUGACUUUAAGACUUGGAUUGGUAUCGAGGUAGCUAUUGGAGUCUUAAAACAAAAUAAAAUCUUGAUGUAAUGAUUUUAAUAAUGCUGUUCGUAUCUCCUUGCAGUUUUCUCAUCAAGUGGGGCUAAGACAUGGCAACAAAGAUCUCAUCCUAGAGUUAAAAAGCAAAUAGUGUGGUCAUUAGAGUGUAAAACAUUUGAAGUAACUAUUAGCUAUGUUCGAUUCUACGCAUUUAUAUAAUUUGUUUCACUUGUAGGCUAUGUUAUGGAAUAAAGUUUUCAGUCCUAUUUCUGUCGCUAUUUUUGCAUUUAUGAGGUAGUAUUUUUGCUCGGUGAACGAAAAGGUGGUGGUAGUUAAAUGGACAUUCCCAGAAAAUUUACAGAACGCUGGGAAAUGCUAAAUGAAAUGUACGAUAAACAAGCCCUGUCAUACACAUACCAUAAUAAGACAAGUUUAAAGCAAGGGGCACACAUACACCAACCCACGGCCUGGCCAGUACCUCACGCAUGCGCACAGCCAUAUCAUCCAGGCAGUACGUGGCAGCCAUGGACGGCUGUUUGGCCCUUAUUGGGGCUCAUCAGCGUGGCAUAGCUGUCGGUUCUAUGAACGGGCAAACCCGUGUCUCAAAAACCCUUUACUGCUGAUGAAUAAAAUCUUACAUUAUUUUCACUAAAUAGAAAAUUUACAUAGGUAAAACGGGCAAAACAACGUGCAACUUGUUUCGAAGCAUUGCUGCAAAACGAAUUGCAUUUUGAGCGUUUUGCCACCCACGUUCAAAUCUGUCUUGUAACAAAUCAGCUUGUGCAAAAUUUUGUGGCGAAAACAAAUAGCAUUAUGGGGAACAUGAAAGCCGCAGAUAACGCCUGUUCGAAGAACCUCUACAUGGGAGAGAGGCUAAAGGCCAAAUAUGGCUUGUUUGUGGAUAUUAUACAAUACCGCGAUUUAAACCAAAAUCCCAGGGUGAACUUCGUGUUUUAUUGGGAAAUGUUUGUUCUGUGCUGUGCUUAUCCAUAUCAUAAACAUCUUCAUUUCCGUUGACCCUCAAACUUGGAAAGAAUCAAAUUGAAAAACCUCUUCUCUCUAAAAUCAAGGAUGAAGCCCACGAAGACCUCAGCACACCAUUCUCCUGUCUUGAAUUAAGGAGGUGGGAUCUUGAUGUCUUGUGUCGUGAAUGCUAACGCAGAAACUUCACGAUUUCACAGUUUCAAGGGUUUAUUCCAAAUAGGAAAAGUUCACUGCCAAAGGUACACACGAAAUCUAAACCCAACUAACUAAAAAAAAUAACAUGCUUAAAAACAAGGUAUUGAAAUUGAUCCCUUAAUGAUAUACAUUCCGAUCACUACCACGAUAAUUGAGUGUCCAUCUUACUUGUCACGCAAUGUUGUAAUCUCACACACUUGAUCCCAUCCCUCCGAAAGCAAGGAUGAAAGAAUGAAAAUUAAAUAUUUCCUACACUUAAAUUGACUGGCCCGCCAAGAUAAGCUCUAGUUACCUGCGGGCCAGCACAGUGCACUCUUGUAAAACUCAAUAAGGGAAAUAAAGACUAUUUUUGUUGUUAAAGCACACACAAGAGAGGGAAAGGGGGUCAUAAUUUUCCGUCAAUUUUUUCGAAGACUGUAGUUCCGGACGUUUUUCCUACGAAGGGGACCCUGGACAUGAAGUUGGAGCAUUGCGUCAUUUGUCACCUUCUGAAUGCUUAACUCACUUACGCGAUAGUCAGUGGAUAGUAACCUGGGUGUCGGGCUUUAAGAGUAUCGGAGGCGGGGAUAGGCUAACCCGGUGGUAGGUAUGCUUUGAGAAAGCAAAAUGCGGACGUGGAGCACCUUUACACCGACCCCAGCAGAGAGAGUCAGGAGAGUGGGGACCUGACUUACAGAAUAGGCCAUAAUGAUUGGAUGCAGUACAAUAGCUAGGGAACAGUGAACCUCUUGGGACCCUCUGGGCGACUUAUCACACUGGUAAAAGAGAGAAACAUCAAUAGAGGAGGAGGGAUGAGUUGAAAAACAUAUCAGUGGAUAAUAAAAGUUGUUAGGUGCCUAAGGGGCAAGGCAGAAGAAGUCAAAGGAGAGUUUGAAGGAAGAUAAGACUAGCACGAUUGACUAACGACGAUUUAGACGGUACGAUUUUUGCUGACGACUAUCGUACGAGACUAGCAUACGCCAUGACUUCACGUCAGAUCGUGUCGUGUAUUAACUAGUAGUAAUCAUAGAUCAAUAAGUGCGUUCGAGUUUUCUUAGCUCCAGAUUAGCUUUUGUGUCGUCAAGCAUGAUUUCAAAAUCAUGGAAGAGAUCAUGAAUUAAAAGGUAGACAUUCUUUUCGUAAAAAAUGUUCUUCGCGUAUACGGCUUCAAAAUAUCUCACUCAUUAACUCUCUACUCUUAAAAUGUCUUACUCUCCCUCAAGCAUGGUCGAUAAAAAUGUAAAGUAGAUCGUAAAAAGUUCUUUGUUGUUAAAAAGAUAAACAUGUCACUACAAACUUCGAAAAAAUGGUAGCCUUGAAGGUUAAAAGUCUUGGCUUCUUGCGUGACACAACUUGAAGUGAAAACAAUGAUCAUAGGAGCGACGGAAACAUAUUAGGUUUCUGCUAGAUUACUGAUGUCAGAGAACCGGACAGAAUCUUUUGCCAUUGUGCAAACUUUUCAUCUCAUGAUUAUUUUAAGUUCAUGUAGGUCAGUUCAACAUGUUUUAAACUUAGCUUGCUUCAGCGAGCGAGAUACUUAUCAUGCAAAAUUAUCCGCGUAGAGAUAUCAGACGUGAAUAAAGCAUUACAGUUGUAACAACCUGCACUGAUACGCUCAAGCUUACUUUUUCGUGCAUGAAAGAGGUUAAACUACAAAUAAGUAAAUAGACUCAAACGCACGGGUAAACUUCUCACGGCACAAAUGUUACCUGGUCUUUAUUUGUGUGUUUCUACGAAGUUCCAGCUCGAUUUGAACGGCAUUGACCGAAAAGUUUAGCAGAAUCAUCAGCUCAGUGAUAAAACCCGCUUAGAAAACAACUCCAACGUUCAUUCUUUUGCCGAACUCAAAUAUUCCCGUGUAAUGUAGUUGACCUUGAUGGAACCAGUGAUGCACGUGAUUGCCAUAUGACAAUUGCUUAUGACGUAAAUAAAGCUUGAACCACGAGGCAGAAUGCUUUGCGCAACGAAAUUGUGACGUCAUUCAAAAUGGCGCCGAAAAGGUGAACCAUGGAACGAAAAAACACGGGUCAGCUUUCGCUUGCGUGCACAGGAUACCUACGCGAUAACAGGCAACCCAGGAGAUUAGAAAGCGUUCUUCCUUCGUCGAACGCAAAAAUUAGACCCACGACAUCCGUACGACACGUGUGGAUGUCGUAAGUGAAAAUUGUGCGCUUGUGGAUGGUUGACGUUUGCUAGCCGAGCACGAACGUCGUAGAGGAUUGGGCUUUUCGCGGCCGCACGGAGACUAGUACUCGCAACCUGAUACCCUGCGUGCCACUUGCAUUAUCUUACUGAGAUUCUCCUGCAGUUGUUAUUUUCUGGUCGAUCAACACUUACUGAGUACAAGCUAAUCGCGCCCAACAAACGAAACCAUUGAUGGAAACCUCACUGAUCUUGACUUAACACACAAGCUGGUAUGUUAUACACUGCUCUAUGCAUUUUAUGUUUAACCCAUUUCUAACAUGUAACUGGACGCAAAUUAGUCAAUAACCAACCCUUGAGCACGCGAUUGCUGUCAAAGUAGUUACGGAAGUCGUCCUAGAAAGCAAGGCCUUCUGUUUUAUGUUUAGCUUAAGAAAUAGUUCUUCAUUUAAUUGUUUACCACUUUUGCUACAGCUUUUCAGUAGGAAUCUUAUCUUAACGUGAUUAGAAAUUCCCAGUGAAUAACUUGAAUGUAAAUUUCAAAGCGGAAGUGGAGAGGUGAGUCCGUAACCUGCCCGUACCUUGAUCUGAUAUCCCGCAGUUUUGCAGGGAUCUCUUUCUCCGAUUCUGAUUGGCAAAGUUUCUCUCUCGCUUUGCAAUUGGCCAAUUACUUAUUUAUACCGAUUACUUAACACUUUGCAAUGUGUACAUUUGUGAUGAUACAAAGAAAAUUUGCUUUCACUUUCGAAAGGUAGAGGCUAUGUGUGAUUCAUCUGUCGACCAUAAUACUUUAAGCUGACAUGUUGUAGAAAGAACGCACGAAAGGGUAAAUAGUAAGAGGCGUAACUUCGAUUAACGAUUUCAAAGUGAAAGAUUGUAGCUUCUUUGUCGAUUGGCCGCGAAGUGAAGGUCUACACACCGUUACGCCUCUUUUUGAGGAUAUUUACUAAGUAUAAUAUCUCAUAUACUAUUCUUUACAGACGAUUCGUUUCAAAUAACAAAGGUCAAUUACUUCAUCGGCUGCAUGUCUUCAUGCGAGUUAUUUUGUAGUCUGAAAUGUCAUGCGUCUCCACUUCCUAACCUGUGGGGGUCGCGGGGAAGAGAGACGUUCGAAUUCCGAGCGUUUUAUGACGUCUGGUGACGUCACCUACUAAUUUAUGCAUUUUGCGUAAAUUUCGCUUUGUAUGUAUGUAAACUAGAACCCGGAACUUGAACUCUACAGGGAAACGAAAAACAGUUCGAGUUAGCGGGGAAUUCGAGUUAUCGGGGAAACUUUCAGUGAAAGUUUGAUCAAGGGAAAGGAAAUUUAGUUCGAGUUCUCGAGCACUAGUUAUCCGGGUUCGAGUUAUCGAGGUUAAGAUCGUUUUCACUGUCACGCAACAAAACAAUAAAUUGGAAACCGUCCAGUGAAAGAAGCCAAGAAAAUGAUAUGUUAUAAAAGACUAAUUUUUAAACAAUUUGUCCAAGUCUCAGGUCUUUUUGGCCCACAGUUUCUGAGUUAUUUGCCUAAACGUUUCGCGCAUCUCUGUAGAGCUUUGUAUGGAGACGCCAUAUUGGUGCACAGUUUUGGUGCACCAAUAUGGCCGCCGAAAAUCAACAAAAACAUCUGGAGUACACUUUUUCUAUAAAAGCUCCUUCUUUUCACUCGAGAACUAGCCUACGUGGGCAUAAACAUAUCUUCUAAUACUUGAAAUGGUUAUACUGCUGAAAAUCAAGAGGAGAGACUUUUUUCAACGAGACAGCAUUCCCAUUUUGGUGUCACGCACUCCGAAAACUCGGAAGUUCAAAUUGCUGUAUUUUCGAAAUGAAACACGCUACGGGACUGAAAACUUGUACAAAGAUUAACUUUUUGUUUAUCUUCAUCCUAGUGUAAAUAAGAAUUCGUAAAACCUCGCUAUUUUGACUUUACAAUUUGAUGACGUCACUGUGAAAGCCAUCUAUACACGGAACAGCUUAGUUUUAUACUGGAGCUCAGGCUUUUAAUGAUUUGCCACCCCAUCUGAAGGAAGUUGACUCCAUAGUGAUUUUUAAAACACUUCUCAAUGAUAUUAUUUUUUAGAGUUCUUGUUAAUAUUUUGGAGUUUUUUUGGCGUCUCAAUUUACGUAGAUAUAUAAUUCUUAGUUUUUAUCCAUCGACAUUGUACAUCAGUUUUUACAUUUUUUGAUAGUUGUUCUGUUAUAGUUAUUUUUCCUUUAAUUGUUCAUUUUUUAGUUGCCCAGGGCGCCCAUUUAUAGCUGACGGGUUUACUUUGGUUAAAUAUGUUUAAUAUUAUUAUUAUUAUUAUUAUUAACUCCUUUACAUGAAAACGACCGGUCACCAUACCCAAAACCAAAAUCAAGAGAGACAGGCUUAAAGCGUUCCGUUAUUUGCAUGCGUCUAAAUCUCAAACUUACUCAGCGAAGACAGGUAGGGCGGUUGCGGGGGAAGAAGGGUGCACCUUCUCUCUUCGAAAACUGCCCCUUAAAAAGUAGACGUCACGAAAACACAAGUCAACUCCUAGGUGGCGCCUUAUAUUUUGGUGCAUGUCCUUUUUCCCCAUGAUCUCCAUCCGAUGCAAUUAAUGUUCCUCGACAAGUAAAAACAAGUCUUAUUUUCUCGUGCAAGGGACAGGGGCACCCAACGACAGCUUUCUGUAAAUAUCUGUUCGGAGAAGCAAAAAUUGCCUAGAAAUUUCUGUACCUUGGGGAUGGCUAAGAAUUUCUAGAUGACCGUUCCGUUCGGGUACAAUUUUCGAAGCUUAUCUAUAUAUGGUUUUCACAGUGACGUCAUCAAAUUGUAAAGUCAAAAUAGCGAGGUUUAACGAAUUCUUAUUUACACCAGGUUGAAAAUAAACAAAAAGAUAAUCUUUGUACAAAUUUCCAUUCCCGUAGCAUGUUUCAUUUCGAAAAUACAACAAUUUGAACUUCCGGAGUUUUCACAGUGCGUGACACCAAAAUAGGAAUGCUGUCUCGUUGAAAAAAGUCUCGCCCUCUUGAUUUUUAGCGGUAUAACCAUUUCAUGUAUUAGAAGAUAUGUUUAUGUGCACGUAUGCUAGUUCUCGAGUGAAAAUAAAGAGCUUUUGUAGAAAAAGUAAACUCCAGAUGUUUUUGUUGAUUUCCGGCGGCCAUAUUGGUGCACCAAAACGGUGCACCAGUAUGGCGUCUCCAUACAAAGCUCUACAAAGGUGCGUGAAACGUUUCAGCAAAUAACUCAGAAACUGUGGGUGACAAAGACCUGAGACUUGGACAAAUUAUUUAAGAAUUAGUCCUCUAUAACAUUUCAUUUUCUUGGCUUCUUCCACAGGACGGUUUCCAAUUUAUUUUUUUGUUGCGUGACAGUGAAAACGAUCUAUUAAAUUCCCUACGAUUUUCUCAAGUUUAAUUUUUCGCAUUUUUCUCCCCAGAUUAAGCUAUUUUUCGCAGAAAAAGGAAACCUAAAAUUUUCGGAUUCGAAAAUGCGAUGGAAAGAGGGAUCAGAAAAAUUCUCAAUUUCGUAAUACUUUAAAUUGCAUUUUUUAUUUUCGGGAAAAUAAUACUGAAGCCCUGGUAAUUUCGAAAAGACUCAAGUUGCCCUAGGAAGACCGAACAGAUAUAAAUUUUAUAGCGCCGAUUAGAAUGGAUUUUUAAAAGUUUAAGAGUACUCUGAAUAGCCUAAAGAGUUUUUUCAAUGCAUUUAGGAGGAAACCGUUGUUGGGUGCCCCUGAAGGGAGUCAACUUUACACUGGAGAAACACGACGAACAAUGUUUGCACGAAUUGUGAAAUUGAUUGGAGUUCUGGGGCUGAUAAUGAAUCGCCAUUUAUAAAGGAUACAGUACUCAUACCACCUGCUCUGAGAGCUCAGUGUUAUUGCUUCUAGAACACUUCAUCCUACUCCAUUCAUCUCUAUCUUGUCUCCUAUUCCGGCUGCAUGUUUCCUUACCCUUUCUACUUAGUCUUUCUUAAAUGGUCUUCCUCCAGUCAGCCACAGCGCCAUAAAUCUUCAGUCAUCAUGUGACUGUGGACAAGAAUUGGUCAUUGUGUUUUGUACAAUUUUUGGUUUGUUUUUUGUUGUGGUUUCCUCUUGAGAAUUAGAAGUCAUAUUCAGGGGCGUAGCCCAGAUUUUUCCAGAGGUACGCACAAUAAUCCACGAUAAUCUUUUUAAGCAUUAUUUUCAUUUUGUGACUUCUCAACAAUAGAAAUAUUCAUUACAACUUUACUGACAAUAUUAUAAAUUAAGAAAAAACAGACAGUUAAGCCUAGACUGGUUCAAAGAAAGUAUCUUUCAAUAAAACAUCGAGAUGGGAUUAUGCUCUACUUUUUUCUCGGCCUGUGAGUUUGGAAAGCGAAGACAGGGCAUUUUAUACACUUUAAAGGUUAUCACAGACGACCAAGUUAAAUCUUGAUGUUACAAUAUUACAGAAGCUUAGCUCUCUUACUUAUUCUGAAACAAAUCAAUUAUGACAAUUACCCUAAAAUUCCAAAAAUAAGCCCCUCCAAAUAUAAGCCUCCCAAACUGGUAACGCAAAAAACCCUCCGUUAAAUCGCCCCUCCAAAUAUAAGCCCCGCGGGGGCUUGUACUUAGAAAAUUGCCCUCAAAUACAAAGUAAAACAAAGCCAAAACGGUAAAUUUCCUUCCAGCUCAAGGCUAGCCCAAUCGAUUUUGAAACGCAAAUUUCCCUCCGUAGAUAAGCCCCUCCGAAUAUAAGCCCCUCCAAAAAUAAGCCCCUCAAAAAGGGCCUUUGAAAAAUAUAAGCCCCGGGGCUUAUUUUCGGAAUUUUACGGUAUUUUAUUAUGCCUCCACUGAACGUAGUUUGGACUAAUCAACUUAAAUGACUGUUAUAAAUGUCUUUGCCAUGAUCUUUCAUCUUUCGUUCUUCCUCUUCAUCAACAUCUUCUCCAAAAAGCAAACUGCUUUGUUAGUAUCUGCAUCAAAUUCGUGUUUUCUCGAAAAAAAAUAAAGAAGAAAAUGGAAUUAUUCUCGAAACCAUAGUUAAUUGAGUGGAAUGGUUAUGAAACCCGUCAGACUCCUUUGUUAUAUGUUUUUGUGGAACUGAAAGUACACAACGUUCAAAAGAAUUCCUAUCAUUUUGAUUGUAUUGACCAAUAAAAACGUUGCAUUAAUUUAUUCCGUAACAAUUUGCCAACAGAAAAGAAAGGAUUUUGCACUUUCACGGUACUUCCAACAUAAAGUGCAGCACUGUUGUUUUUAUCAUUGAUGUUUGCCGCUUUUCAUAACCAGUCUCCUCUAAUAACUAUGUCGAAACUGAUCUUUAUAAAUCUCCUUCGAGAACUCAGGAUUUGGGAUGAUUUGAUAAAAGAUCAAAUCAUUUUCCUCAAAGUAGGUGAUCAGUUUUUUUAUUUCAAGUAACCUUUUCUCUUUACGAUGUAUUGAUAUAUAUUUAGGAGAAAAUUGAAGUUGGUCACUGAGAUCUCUUUCCUUCCCAAACAGCCAAGCCUAGACGGCAAGCAGUCUCUCUUGUUGCUCGAAAAUCUAUGAGAAACUGCGAUAUGCGAACAUGCGAAAGCAGCUCGUUGCGCAGGCUCCAGUACGAGCGAAAAGAGAGGCUGCUCUGGUUUCAUACAGCAUUUCUGUAGCACUGUAUAUGCAUGCAGGAUGUUUGGCGCCUAGACUACGGACCCCGGACAAAUGUAACUGCGCUGUAAGGAAAGGUAGGGGGUAGAUGUCGAUAUGGGCUCGAUAUAUACGGUCGGUAAUGUGUAGGUGUGUUCAGUGGCACUUUGUAAUAAAAUUGUCGCACUUUGUAAUACCUGUCGCACUUUGUAAUAACACGAGUCACACUUUGUAAUAACAGACCAUCGCACUUUGUAGUAAAAUAAGUUGUCGCGCUUUGCAAUAAACUUGAAAUGGAUGACGGAGAACAAAAACCCAAUGAUUUAUUAUCUUAAAAAAUGACGUCAUUCAUUGUUAAAGCUAAGAAGGAACUGGAACCCUUCGUGGCCUACCCACAGAUGUCAAGUUUACAAUCAACUGUGCAAAGUUAAUACUCGUUUUCGUGACCCAUAUGCUGGCUUUUCAGAUUUCGCCACGUAUUUGUGGCGGGGUGGGUCUUCAAGUGGUGUCGUGUUUGAAUUACGGCGAAUAAUCUCAAAUUAAAAAAGGGCAAAUGUUUGGCUGGUCCUGCGUUAUAUAGCUCUAAGAUUGUUUAUCAUCAUGGACAUUUGUGUAGGUAAUAGCAUGAUUUGUAGUGAUAUUUGGCAUAAAUACCACGAGUGAUAUUUCAAAAUUGUUAUACUUAAUUUCACGAGGCGAUAGGCGAGUGAAAUUUGAGACAAUUUUGAAAUAUCACGAGUGGUAUUUAUGCCAAAUAUCACGUACAAAUCAUGCUAUUAUUUGUUCAUACUACUACCCGAAAAAAGGUCUGUAAUUUUCACAUGUAGGUAUUUCAAAUUUAGCUGAAAUACCACUGCUCGAAGCUAAUCAAAUUGCAGAAAUUUCUCACGAAGUAGUAUAAUUGGCGAAACAAGUAGCAUACUUCGAAGCUCUAGGCACAGACACCUCAAUAUUUAGCUAGGGAUAAAGAAUUAACUUGUGCGUCAAAAGACGAAAAAUGCCUUGCUACAACUUACAAAGAAGAUGGAACUUGAGCAUAAACGUUCGAAACUGAGAUCUUUUGUUAAUAUCAUUGUACUUAAGAUUUGUUCUAGCGCUUUCGAAAGUUCUUCAAAUUAGCAGUCAUUGUGACACAAUGACGUGGGCAAAUGAUAUGCAAGAGUGCGAUAAUAACAGUUAUAAUAAAUUAUGGUAAUAAUUGUGGCACCGUGUUAUAAUCGAUGUUAACUUUGUGUUUUUUGGUUCUACGAAAUAUUAGUAUAGCGCUUUUUUCAAGGCAAUAAACACUAAACUCUAGUUAUAUCUCUGGUCAUAUCCUCGCAGGGACUGAAACUGGAUUUCUUCGCUUCCCGUGCUACUAGUAAAACUUUCAAAAUAUUUUGCUUAUACAGUCACGGACACCUUACUUUAAUGGAAAACCCGAUCAUACGGAUAGCAGCUAAAUUCCAAUACAAAAUCCCAUCACUACGUACGGACUCUCGCUUUACGGACACUAUCUCAUGUAAAUGGUCUCAAGGUCGUCCACAUAGAGAGAGUUGUACUUUUCUACAAAGAUCUUGAAGCCGGAAGGUCGCAGUUGAUGUGAACACUUUCCUCCGCCCUCAGUUGAGAAAUUGGUGCUGAAAACCGUUCAGAAUGUUAUUAUUAUUAUUUUAUAUUAUUAUUAUUAUUAUUAUUAUUGUUGUUGUUGUCGAUGAUGAUACUUAUUAUUGGGUUUGCUUGUCCUCCGUUCAUGCAUUUCAAGUUUAUUCAAAGUGUGACAGUUUAUUUUAUUACAAAGAUGCGAUGGUCUGUUAUUACAAAGUGCGACAUCUUUUUUAUUACAUAGUGUAACAAGUGUUAUUACAAAGUGCGACAGAACAAGGUGGAGGAGUAGGAGAAACAAUUGAAAUCUGGUGGUGGUGGUGGUGGUUGUAGGAAAGCAAUAGAAAUGUGCAAAAGCAAAAAAGGGAGGAGAAAAACACCUUUUUCAUGGUAGAUAAGCUAGUUUGCCUUCCUUCUCAUUAAAAAUGAACGAUUUGCGGGCCAGGAAUCACUGAACGGGAACUGCAACCAUUUUUUUGCACAAUGAAAGCGGCAGGAAGUAAAACUUGCAUACCGUAACUACGUUAAGACUCAGUUAUUUUCAAGUCACAGGCACCUUAGUGCUUAUUCCUUCAAUAAUAUAGAUCAACCAAUGAAUACGUUUCUUAGUGUUGGUCAAUAAAUCCGAAAACAAGACCUUCAUCGAUCUAGAAAAACCUGUCCAACAGGUUAAACCUCCUAAAAAGUAGCACGUGAGAAUCCCCCGCAUUUUAUCCAUGAGAUAAUGCUCUGACGUCAUCGGCGUUAAAGUGUUCCCUUCGACACUAAUGAGAUUUCAUCUUCAAAAAAGGUCAAUUUUUUCCCCACUGUACUACUUUCAUCAUGCGUUUUUUUCAAUUGUAUGCGUGCAAAUCCUCACUGCAGCACAUGGGAAGUGAAAUGGUUGUCGGUAUCGUGAUAAACAUUCUAGGAAAAUCCAAAGCCAGCCUAGCAGUAAUUUAGCUGUGUUGUAGCAGCGAGAGUUUACAGUAGUUGUGAAUAUACUGAUAAAUUGACACUUGAAUUUUCAAUUGCUACUAAUAGUUGAAAAAUUUGUUAAAAGUAAAGCACUGUUUACUGGUUAAGUUAGCUGGAUUUCCCGCGGGGGUACUCUAGGGAAUUCUUGGUGGGGGUGUGCCACCAAGCUCUUCAAAUCCUGACCCUAUUUCAGACCAAAAACGUUGAUUUUCUACACCCACUUUCAGCCCAGACCUGUAAAAUCCAUACCCGUUUUCAGACCUGGCCUUUAACCAGAAAUUAGGGACUGUGCAAUAAUUAUCAGGAGGGGGAGGGGGCUGAAAAACUAGAGUUAUCUAGCAAAAACGUAGACAGCACCCCCCUCCAAAACAAAAAAAAAAUAGUUCUAAACCCCCCUCUAUUAUUUUUAAAAUAACGUCGUCACCCUGAACGUCGCUCCUCCCCCAACUCCUACCACACUGACUCAAAACUGGACUGAGCUGCCAUCACAGCUUCAAUAAUGACAAACGUUAUUAUGUAACAUCUAGUAUCGAGAAGGAUGUUGAUCGCUUGAUUGAAGAUUUAGACAAAGCAUUUGCUAAGUACCGGGGUGCUUACCACAUUGGCUCAAAAUCUAAAACUUCUGAAACCAGAAAUAGAAAGGGGCAGAGAAAAAAUCAAAGAACAGGAGAUUGAACGCUUCAAAUAACAGACGAAAAAGAGCUUGCAUUAUAUUUAGAUCCUUGGGAGGAGAGCCUGUUGAACUUUGUUAUGAGCCAGAUAUAUAUGGAAUUCAGCAAAUCGAUUUAGUCGAUGAAGAAACAUUACUUUUAUUCACAUCAAAAACCGACAAAGCUUGUCUACGAGAUCUGUCUGAUUCCCAUUGUUUUAUGGGGGAAGCUGAAAAACAAGUUCAUGACUUUUGCUUUACAUAGGAUCAGCUCAAUUAAUUAGAAGACGGGUUAAAAUUGAUCAGUUGUGAAUUUGCUAUUCAUUUUGAUGGAAUAUUUUCAAUAAUCGUUUAACAGCUGUUCGUAUUGAUAUUUGUUACAGUCUAUCAUGAUGCCUGUAUUGAGAAUCUUUUAUUGCGUUUAAGGUGACUCGACCCAGUUUUUUUAGGGGGGUACCAUACUACUUUGAAGCUCUCUGGUAUCCCUACCUUUACUUUUAUCGUAAGUCUAACACAUAGAAUGGAUAACAUAUAGAUCAAUCUACAAUAUAACAUAAAAUUUUUGGCGAUCGGAGUAAAUGUCACGUGGUUAUAAUGCCACGCCCCUUUGAGGUCUGAGUCGAAAAUCUGCUGUUGCCGGCAUUUUUUCGUGAAAAUCUCUCGGCUACACGUAGUGCGCAUUAGUGCCUUGCGCUGAACAGAGUUUCACCAAAAUCGCAAAGACCCAAUUCGAGAAAUUCAGCGGUUUCCAAAUUUAGGUGAUAAUUUAUGCGAAAAUGAUAAGCAAACUUUACACGGAUUAUAUCUAAUAAACUAUGAGAUUCAUCUCUGUAUUUUGGGCAUCCUUAUAACAGAUGGGUCCUUGCAAGUCAGCAAAACGCUUUAGGGCCUUGUAAAUGCGCGCGAUUUCGAGCAAAGAAAACAUAUAGAAAUUAUAGUUUUCGCUAUUUGUUGACGUUUGUCAGGUUUUAAGAGUCCUUCUCACGAAAAAAGCAUUUUCUUAAAAAUUCCUAGUUUUUUUUCCUUCAAAUUUUUUCAGGGCCACAAUUGAUUAACUAACUACCCGGACUCUGAAUUUCAUGGUCAUUGAAAAACUGUGAAAUUACCUUCUAUAAGCCCAAACUUGAGUAAACAUUGAACAUUUUUAGCGUUUUGGCUGAGUUUGUGCUUUGGGAGUUGUCUAUUGUUUCUAUUCUGUCAUUAUACAGCAUUCUAAUAUAUAUUAUCCGUGUAAAGUUUGCUUAUCAUUUUCGCAUAAAUUAUGACCUAAAUUUGGAAACCGCUGAAUUUCUCGAAUUGGGUCUUUGCGAUUUUGGUGAAACUCUGUUCAGCGCAAGGCACUAAUGCGCACUAUGUAUAGCCGAGAGAUUUUCACGAAAAAAUGCCGGCAACAGCAGAUUUUCGACUCAGACCUCAAAGGGGCGUGGCAUUAUAACCACGUGACAUUUAAUCCGAUCGCAAAAAAUUUUAUGUUAUAUUGUAGAUUGAUCUAUAUGUUAUCCAUUCUAUGUGUUAGACUUACGAUAAAAGUAAAGGUAGGGAUACCAGAGAGCUUCAAAGUAGGAUGGUACCCCCCCCAAAAAAACUGGGUCGAGUCACCUUAAUUUUAUUUACAUUUCGAAUAAAACUUAAGGCCCCCCUCCGUCAAAUGAGUGAUUUGACUUUGAGCCCCCUUAUCUUGGCAGCAAUUUUAUGUAAUGCCCCCUCUAGUUUCUCAGCCCCCCCCCCCCUCCUGAUAAUUAUUGCACAGUCCCUUAUGUUAUCAUUACUUAGCUUAGGGCGCAAACAAAAAAUUCUCCAAAUCCAUUUCGAAUUCGCAUUUUCCUCUUUCUUUCUUACUUAUUUGGAACUGAAACGAUAAAAACGUUGAUACACUUCCGUAGUUCCCCCAAACCAUACCCGAUUUCAGACCAAAAUGGGUAAAAAAGGGGUAAUGGGUUCAUGAUAGCCGUCACGAAUAUAGGGACAUUCCAUGACCACUUUGCCCACUAUGAGAAAGUUGAUGUUUGAUGUAGUUGGUGCAUUUAGAGUAGUUGGUGUAUUUGCUGAAGCUGGUGUAGUUAGUGUAGUUGCUGUAGUUGCUGUAGUUGGUGUAGUAUGUGUAGUUGGUGUAGUUAGUGUAGUUGGUGUAGUUAGUGUACGUAGUUGGUGUAGUAUAUGUAGUUGGUGUAGUAUACGUAGUUGGUGCAGUUGCUGUAGUUGGUGUAGUUAGUGUAGUUGGUGUAGUUGGUGUAGUUGGUGUAGUAUGUGUAGUUGGUGUAGGUAGUGUUGUUGGUGUAGUUAAUGUAGUUGGUGUAGUUAGUGUAGUUGGUGUAGUAUAUGUAGUUGGUGUAGUUUGUGUAGUUGGUGUAGUAUAUGAGUCUAGUGUUCUGUAGCGUGUGAUAUAUUAUAUCUGUUUAAUAUUGUGAGUGUCUACCAGUAUGCCGGCUAUUAAUUGCGACCAAUUUACUAAAAUUUUAGACGACAAACUCGACAAACGUUGAUACACUCCCGUAGUUCCCCCAAACCAUACCCGAUUUCAGACCAAAAUGGGUAAAAAAGGGGUAAUGGGUUCAUGAUAGCCGUCACGAAUAUAGGGACAUUCCAUGACCACUUUACCCACUAUGAGAAAGUUGAUGUUUGGUGUAGUUGGUGCAGUUAGAGUAGUUGGUGUAUUUGCUGAAGCUGGUGUAGUUAGUGUAGUUGGUGUAGUUGCUGUAGUUGGUGUAGUAUGUGUAGUUGGUGUAGUUAUUGUAGUUGGUGUAGUUAGUGUACGUAGUUGGUGUAGUAUAUGUAGUUGGUGUAGUAUGUGUAGUUGGGGUAGUUGGUGUAGCUGGUGUAGUUAGUGUAGUUCGCGUAGUUACUGUAGUUGGUGUAGUAUAUGUAGUUGGUGUAGUUGGUGUAGUAUGUGUAGUUGGUGUAGUUAGUGUAGUUGGUAUAGUGAGUGUAGUUGGUGUAGUAUAUGUAGUUGGUGUAGUUGCUGUAGUUGCUGUAGUUGGUGUAGUAUGUGUAGUUGGUGUAGUUACUGUAGUUUGUGUAGUAUAUGUAGUUGGUGUAGUAUAUGUAGUUGGUGCAGUUGCUGUAGUUGGUGUAGUUAGUGUAGUUGGUGUAGUUGGUGUAGUUGGUGUAGUUGGUGUAGUUGGUGUAGUAUGUGUAGUUGGUGUAGGUAGUGUUGUUAGUGUAGUUGGUGUAGUUAGUGUAGUUGGUGUAGUAUAUGUAGUUGGUGUAGUUUGUGUAGUUGGUGUAGUAUAUGAGUCUAGUGUUCUGUAGCGUGUGAUAUAUUAUAUCUGUUUAAUAUUGUGAGUGUCUACCAGUAUGCCGGCUAUAAAUUGCGACCAAUUUACCAAAAUUUUAGACGACAAACUCAUUCCACUUAACUCGACAAUCUCCGAGUUAAAAAAAUCAGUUAAUGAGGCGGUGAGUCUGGGUAACUUUAAAAUGGAAAUAAUACUGUUUUGCAAUGUAUGAAUUUUAGUCUCUUUAUAUACUGGUAGUUUACUUAACUAUUUGUGUGUGUUUCUCUGUUUUCUUUGUUCUUGUGUCCCUGACCUAAACAUUUAAACAUCUUUUCUUUUUACUGGCUGCCUGGCAUUUUUAACUCUUAGGUUAUUUCGGGCAGCCAGCGCCCCUAUCAUCGUCUGUACUAUUGUUAUUCCUUGUAUAUUAUGGGGUGAAAUAAAGUGUUGUUGUUGUUGUUGUUGUUGUAGUUGGUGUAGUAUGUGUAGUUGGUGUAGUUAGUGUAGUUGGUAUAGUCAGUGUAGAUGGUGUAGUAUAUGUAGUUGGUGUAGUUGCUGUAGUUGGUGUAGUAUGUGUAGUUGCUGUAGUUAGUGUAGUUGGUAUAAUCAGUGUAGUUGGUGUAGUUACUGUAGUUGGUGUAGUAUAUGUAGUUGGGGUAGUAUGUGUAGUUGGUGUAGUUAGUGUAGUUGGUGUAGUUAGUGUAGUUGGUGUAGUUACUGUAGUUGAUGUAGUAUAUGUAGUUGGUGUAGUUGGUGUAGUACUCACGGUCCGUAUGCUGAGGACAUACGGAGCGUGCAUCUCAUUAUUACAUGAGUGCACAAUGCGUUACGGUUCGUUCGAUCCGUACGGUCCGAAGACAUACAGAGCGUGCAUCUCAUUAUUACAUCAGGGCACAGUGCGUUACCGUUCGUUCGAUCCGUACAGUCCGAAGACAUACGGAGCGUGCAUCUCAUUAUUACAUGAGGGCACAAUGCGUUACGGUUCGUUCGAUCCGUACAGUCCGUAGACAUACGGAGCGUGCAUCUCAUUAUUACAUCAGGGCACAAUGCGUUACGGUUUGUUCGAUCCGUACAGUCCGUAGACAUACGGAGCGUGCAUCUCAUUAUUACAUCAGGGCACAAUGCGAUACGGUUCGUUCGAUCCGUACGAUCCGCACGGCAAGAGAGGCGCACUCCAACUGUAAUAUUCCUCGUUCUAUAAACCAUAAACCAACACAAGCGCAAAAACCAAGAAAGGCACACUCCAAAUGUAAUAUGUAAUUUUCCUUCUUCUGUAAUUCAAAACAACCCAAAAACCACAGUAUGCACGCUCUAAGUUUUAUGCUUGUGUCUAAAUGUGAUGUUCUUGUAAGUCAAAAACCAAAAGACGCGCGCUUCAAAUGUAAGAACAAUCGUCAGUAAGUUUAUAAUUAAUAUAAGCACGCACCGAAUGUAAAGGCAAGAUAAGCAAGCACCAAAAAUGUAAUAUUCAAAUGUAGUAUUUCUUUAUGUAACCAAGAUAAGCGUGCUCUAUAGAAAUUUAAUGUUCCUUCUCUAUACGCCAAAAACAAAAGCAAGCGCACUUUAAAUGCAAAUGUUCUUCGCUUGCUUUUCUUACUACGUUUGCUGCACAAAACAAAUGUAAUAUUCAUUAUGAAAUCUAAUAUCACAAACGAGGGCACCCGCGCUUCAAAUGUAACAAUCGCCUCGUUUUAUAUAAGCUGUCAAAUUUUUCGCAAUAAGCACGCAGUACUUUGUAUAACCAUGAUAAACAUACUCUAUAUCAAUUUAAGUUUCCUUUUUCUAUACGCUAAAAACAAAAGCAAGCACACUUUAAACGUAACUUUUCUGCGGCAAAACUGUAAGAACAAUCGUCUGCAGUUUAUGAAAUAGGAAUGUUGAUGCGAACAUAUUUUCACAACGAAGUGUAGUCGUCAAAUACUACUUAAAAAGUACUGUUAUUGGUUAGAGACUUGGUGGCUCCUAAAAGAGCCUUUUUUUGUGUCCUGCAGUGCAGGGUUUUUCCUUUUUUUAUGAUUUUUCUUGGAUUUUCUAGGUUUUUCUGCUGCGUCUUGUUGGUUCUGUGAUUACUGUUUCGGUAGUCCAUUUAAAUAAAAAGGUUUGUUGUGGUCUACGUCAAAGUAGAACCUUUGCCUUUGACAGGUAUCUGAUGGUCUCUCUAUAUUCGUCGACCCAAGACAUCUACCCACAAUAGUAGAGUUAUGGUUUCUCAGUAUUAUUCAACAGUGGGAAACUGGUUGUUUGAGACCACUCGUUAAUCUAUAUGUGUGAUAGUAGCAACCAAUCACCAUCGACUGUUUACUAACUUUAAGCAUUUAAUUUUGUCACACCUUUCUGUUUCUUUAUAAUUAUUUCACAUCUCAUUGUUAAUAUAUCAUUGGGGCAUUUAUUAUUCACAUUUUAUUUUUUCUCACAUCCUCUCUUAUUAUUGUUACGCAUCAUUUUCCUAUGAUGUACCUGCUGCUAAAAAUGCUACUUAACCCACAAUCUAGUACAUGUAGAUGUUCCAGUUCAAUUUUGUGUUGUGGAUCAAUUUUAUCCUUGGUUUAAUUCAUAUUUCCCAAAUUUGUCUUGUGCUAUAAUGUUUGAAAAGGAAGAAAAUACAGUUCAAAUCAAGAGUAACAUUUCACCAAUACACAUAAGUUAUAACCCAUGAUAUGGUUUGAAAUAUUCGUUUCGGGUCGCCAACUUAGACACCGUAAAAGGUACUCAAGAAAAAACGCGUGCUGAAAAAGGGCAAAAAGUAAAGAAAGUGAACACUGUAAUGCAGUUAGAAUUUUAGCCAAGAGAUUGUAAAAUAUUGCACUCUGGACACUGAGUAUACAUAACAGUCAAUGUAAAAUUAUCAUAAUAUUUGCAAUUACACUGCCUCGAGUUUACAGCAUCAUAGUAUUGAAUAUCUCUCUUAUAAUUUAUCUCCUAAGGUAUAGGGACCCAAUGAUCCCCAACGUGAACCUCGUUCACUUUACGGACCGAAGAGAGCUCUUCACAAACCGUAUACCACUUUCGUCGGUCCGUACCGUCCUUACAGAUCGAAAAACGGUAAAUACCCACUCUUGCCAUUAAAAUAUUCUAGGUCCCACUAAUUAGAUGCGAUUUACUUACCGUAAAACACUCUCUACAGACCGUAUACCCCUUUUGUCGAUCCGUUCGAUCCGUACGGAUCGACAAACCGUAUAUAACCACUCUUGCCAUGAAAAUAUUCUAAGUCCCACUAAUGAGAUGCGAUUUACGGACCGUAAAGCACUCUUUACAGACCGUAUACCCCUUUUGUCGAUCCGUUCGAUCCGUACGGAUCGACAAACCGUAAAUAACCACUCUUGCCAUGAAAAUAUUCUAAGUCCCACUAAUGAGAUGCGAUUUACGGACCGUAAAACACUCUUUACAGACCGUAUACCCCUUUUGUCGAUCCGUUCGAUCCGUAUGGAUCGACAAACCGUAUAUAACAGCCCUUCCCAUGAAAUAUUCUAAGUCCCACUAAUGAGAUGCGAUUUACGAACCGCAAAACACACUUUACAGAACGUAUACCCCUGUUAUCGAUCCGUUCGAUCCGUACGGAUCGACACAUAGCUUAUACAGACCGUUACGGUGCGGGUGUAUUGGACAACCCUCUGUGUAGUUGGUGUAGUAUAUGUAGUUGCUGUAGUUGCUGUAGUUGGUGUAGUUAGUGUAGUUGCUGUAGUUGCUGUAGUUGGUGUAGUAUGUGUCGUUGCUGUAGUUGCUGUAGUUGGUGUAGUAUGUGUGGUUGGUGUAGUAUAUGUAGUUGGUGUAGUUAGUGUAGUUGGUGUAGUAUGUGCCUUUGGUAUAGUUAGUGUAGUUGGUGUAGUUACUGUAGUUGGUGUAGUUGCUGUAGUAUACGUAGUUGGUGUAGUAUGUGUAGUUGGUGUAGUUAGUGUAUUUGGUAUAGUCAGUGUAGUUGGUGUAGUUGCUGUAGCAUGUGUAGUUGGUGUAGUUAGUGUAGAUGGUAUAGUCAGUGUAGUUGGUGUAGUUACUGUAGUUGGUGCAGUAUGUGUAGUUGGUGUAGUUUGUGUAGUUGAUGUAGUUUGUGUAGUUCGUGUAAUUACUGUAGUUGGUGCAGUAUAUGUAGUUGGUGUAGUUGCUGUAGUUGGUGUAGUAUGUGUAGUUGGUGUAGUUAGUGUAGUUGGUGUAGCAUAUGUAGUUGGUGUAGUUGCUGUAGUUGCUCUAGUUAGUGUAGUUGGUGUACUUAGUGUAGUUGCUGUAGUUGGUGUAGUAUGUGUAGUUGGUGUAGGUAGUGUAGUUGGUGUAGUAUAAUAUGUAGUUGGUGUAGUACGUGUAGUUGGUGUAGUUGGUGUAGUUUGUGUAGUUCGUGUAAUUACUUUAGUUGGUGUAGUAUAUGUAGUUGGUGUAGUUGGUGUAGUUGGUGUAGUAUGUGUAGUUGGUGUAGUUAGUGUAGUUGGUAUAGUCGGUGUAGUUGGUGUAGUUACUGUGGUUGGUGUAGUUAGUGUAAUUGGUGUAGUUACUGUAGUUGGUGUAGUUGCUGUAGUUAGUUGGUGUAGUAUAUGUAGUUGGUGUAGUUGCUGUAGUUGGUGUAGUAUGUGUAGUUGGUGUAGUUAGUGUAGUUUGUAUAGUUAGUGUAGUUGGUGUAGUAUACGUGGUUGGUGUAGUUGCUGUAGUUGGUGUAGCUGCUGUAAUUGGUGUAGUAUGUGUAGUAUAUGUAGUUGGUGUAGUUAGUGUAGUUAGUGUAGUAUAUGUAUUUUGUGUAGUAGCUGUAGUUGCUGCAGUUACUGUAGUUGGUGUAGUUAGUGUAGUUGGUGUAGUUGGCGUAGUUAGUGUAGUUGCUGUAGUUGGUGUGGUUAGCGUAGUUGCUGUAGUUGGUGUAGUAUGUGUAGUUGCUGAAGUUGCUGUGGUUCGUGUACUUGCUGUAGUGAAUGUGGUAUGUGUAGUUAUUGUGUUUGGUGUAGUUACUGUAGUUUGGGAUAGUUGGUGUAUUUUGGUGUAG